This is a messenger RNA of Pochonia chlamydosporia 170, 1068 nucleotides long. RefSeq names its product NADP-dependent alcohol dehydrogenase. The record is from RefSeq and is a predicted model, not a curated record. Gene Ontology annotation, biological process: alcohol metabolic process. Lineage: Eukaryota; Fungi; Ascomycota; Sordariomycetes; Hypocreales; Clavicipitaceae. Bases 1 to 1068 code for a protein of 355 amino acids. Gene Ontology annotation, molecular function: alcohol dehydrogenase (NADP+) activity; zinc ion binding. The transcript has 3 exons.
AUGACCGAUUACAAGUUCGAGGGAUGGAUGGGCCUGGAUGCCGAGUCCGCCAAGGGCAACAUGGUGUGGAAAGAGUACGAGCCGAAGCCAUGGGAGGAGACGGAUGUCGAUAUCAAAAUUACCCAUUCCGGGAUAUGUGGUUCAGACCUGCACACCCUUAGAUCUGGCUGGGGUCAAACUCCGUACCCUUGUGUUGUCGGACACGAGAUCGUUGGUGUAGCCGUCCGCGUCGGGUCCAAGGCUGAAGGUGCGAUCAAGGUCGGUGACAUUGUCGGUGUUGGAGCACAAUCCGAUUCCUGUCUUGGGCGAGACGGUCCUUGCAAUGAGUGCAGUCAUGAUUCCGAAAACUACUGCACCAAGGUCGUUAAUACAUACGCCUCUGUGCACCGAAACGGCGGGAAAGGCUACGGAGGUUACGGUCUGUAUCACCGUUGCCCGUCACACUUCGUAAUCAAGAUUCCCGACGGACUUGCUCCAGAGUACGCAGCACCGAUGCUCUGCGGUGGCGUGACUGUAUACUCGCCUCUUAAACACUUUGGAGCCGGGCCAGGCAAGAAGGUUGCCAUCGCAGGCGUUGGAGGGCUUGGCCAUUUUGCUGUUCUGUUUGCCAAGGCAUUGGGCGCAGACGAAGUCGUCGGAAUCUCCCGCAAGGCGAGCAAGAGACAGGAGGCGUUGGAUCUUGGCUGUGACGACUACAUCGCAACCGACGAUGACAAGGAUUGGGGAAAGCAUAAUGCCCGCCGGUUUGAUCUCAUUAUUAGUACUGUGUCCUCUGAGAAGAUGCCUUUGAACAGUUACAUCAACACACUCGGCCUAGAUGGAACGCUGGUCCAGGUAGGAGCGCCAGAAGGUCCCGUGCCCUUGCGCAUCUUCAGUAUCAUUCCAGGUCGCCGCAGAAUUGCAGGAUCCGGAAUUGGUAGCCCGAAAGAGAUCCGAGAAAUGUUCCAGUUGUCCGUUGAUAAGAAGAUUAAGCCGUGGGUAGAGAAGCGUCCAAUGAAGGAUGCCAACCAGGCAAUCGUGGAUAUGGAAGCUGGGAAGGCGAGAUUCCGAUACGUCCUGCAGAAUUAG